Diaporthe batatas is the source of this 1293-nucleotide messenger RNA. RefSeq lists its product as uncharacterized. The coding region runs from base 1 to 1293 and encodes 430 amino acids. Gene Ontology annotation, biological process: fatty acid beta-oxidation. The transcript has 3 exons. Gene Ontology annotation, molecular function: acetyl-CoA C-acetyltransferase activity. The record is from RefSeq and is a predicted model, not a curated record. Lineage: Eukaryota; Fungi; Ascomycota; Sordariomycetes; Diaporthales; Diaporthaceae.
AUGCCUCUACGUUGCAUCCGGCCGGGCAUUCGGGGCAGCGCUGUCACAUGCACGCCGGUUUCCACACGCUCCUUCUCCGCCGCGCCUUCCCUUCAACAAGAAAUAAGAGACGCAUAUAUCCUGAGCGCCUCCAGGACACCAACUGCCAAAUUCAAUGGCUCCUUCCUUACCGUCCCGGCACCGAAACUCGGCGCAGUGGCCAUCAAGUCCGCGAUCGAGAAAUCCGGGGUACCCAUCUCCAAGAUCACAGACGUCUACAUGGGCAAUGUGCUGCAAGCUUCAGUUGGCCAGAGCCCAGCAAGGCAGGCGGCCUUGUUUGCGGGCCUUCCUCCAAGUAUCGAGGCCAUCACCAUCAACAAGGUCUGCGCGUCGGGUUUGAAGUCAGUCGUCUUCGCCGCGCAGAACAUCCAGCUCGGCCUUGCAGAGGCGCAGGUUGCCGGUGGCAUGGAGAAUAUGUCACAAGUACCCUACUAUGUACCGCGUGCGAGCUCCCUGCCGGCCUUUGGCCACGUCAAGAUGGAGGACGGCCUGAUCAAGGACGGUCUCACGGACGUGUACGACCAAAUACACAUGGGCAACUGCGCCGAGAACACAGCCAAGAAGUACGAGCUCACUAGGGAGGCACAGGAUCAAUACGCCAUUCAGUCAUACGAACGGGCACAAGCAGCAUGGAAGGCCAAGGCAUUUGCUGACGAGAUUGCACCUGUGACCGUGAAAGGGAGGAAGGGCGAGACCGUGAUCGACACAGACGAAGGCUACAUGGACGUCAAGCUGGAAAAGAUCCCAACCCUGAAGCCUGCCUUCGUCAGAGACGGUACCGGCACGGUCACAGCUGCCAACUCCUCCACGCUCAAUGACGGUGCUAGUGCCCUGGUAUUGGGUAGCAAGACUAUCGCAAGGGAAUUCGGGUCCAGGUCAAGAGUACUGGCGAGGAUAUGCGGGUCUGCCGAUGCAGCAACGGAUCCGAUUGACUUCCCUAUUGCACCGGCCAAGGCUGUCCCCAUCGCGCUUGAGAGGGCUGGUAUAACGAAGGAUCAGGUAGCCAUCUGGGAGUUCAACGAGGCCUUUGCUGCUGUCAUCAAGGCCAAUGAAAAGAUUCUUGGACUUGAGGGGGCGAAGGUCAACCCACUAGGCGGUGCCAUCUCCUUGGGCCAUGCACUGGGAAGUUCUGGGUCAAGAAUCCUUACCACCCUACUUCACCAGCUCAAGCCGGGCGAGUAUGGUGUUGCCGCGAUCUGCAACGGGGGCGGCGCAGCCACAGCAGUUGUUGUCCAGCGUAUUGAGUCUGUGUAA